Messenger RNA from Ilex paraguariensis (yerba mate), 3180 nucleotides. The record is from the annotation of a GenBank genome assembly. Lineage: Eukaryota; Viridiplantae; Streptophyta; Magnoliopsida; Aquifoliales; Aquifoliaceae.
AUGGCAACAGCUUCAUGGCUCUCAUCCCUUGAAUGUUCUCCCUCUAUCAAUCAAUCUUCAGACACUCUUUCACUUGUAUUCCAAUGGGUAGGCUUCAUUUUUCUCUCUCCUUGUACCCAAAGAAUCCUCUGGUCAUCAGUUGACCUACUUUUGCUCUUCACCCUCGUAUUGUUUGGAGCCCAAAAGCUGUUUUCCAAGUUAACCUCAAAGGACACUACCACUACCAGCUCCUCCAUUAAUGAACACCUUCUUGGAACUGAUAAGUCUCAAUUUAGAGUCAGCCGUUGGUUCUACCUAUCUCUACUUGUCACAGCUCUAUUGGGCAUAUCUUAUGCGGUUAUCUGCAUAUUAGCCUUCAGUCAAGGGGUCAAUUCACCAUGGCGGAUAGGAGAAUCUUUGUUCAGGUUAGUUCAAGCAAUAACCCAAGUUGUAAUUUUGGUUCUUAUUGCUCAUGAGAAAAAGUUUGGAGCUAUUUUUCAUCCUCUGUCCCUUAGAAUAUAUUGGGUUGCAAAUUUUAUUGUAUUGUGCUUAUUCUCUGCUGGGGCUAUCGUACGGCUGAUCUCUAAUGGUGGAGAUAUGAAUCAAUUUGUAAGAAUGGAUGAUAUAUUUUUCUUGGCUACUAUUCCAUUAUCUGCUUUUCUUUUCAUUGUUGCUGUUAAGGGUUCGUCUGGGAUUAGUGUGAUUAGAGAAUCUGAAUCAGGUAGAAACUUGAGACCAGAAGGGUAUGAACCCAUUUUGACAGAGUCUGAUGUGAGUGGCUAUGGUAAGGCUUCUUUGUUGUCAAAAGCAGUAUGGCUUUGGAUGAAUCCAUUGAUAAAGAAGGGAUACAAAGCCCCUCUAAAGAUAGAUGAAGUCCCUACGCUUGCCCACCAGUAUCGGGCUGAAAGAAUGGCUGAGCUCUUUGAAACCAAUUGGCCAAAGCCGGGGGAGCAGUCGAAAAACCUUGUAUUAACCACAUUAAUCCGAUGCUUCUGGAAGGACAUUGCCUUCACUGGUUUCCUUGCCCUCUUGCGAGUGGCUGUCAUGUAUGUUGGUCCAGUCCUAAUCCAGAGUUUUACAGAUUUCACAUCUGGGAAAAGCAGCAACCCAUAUGAAGGAUAUUAUCUAAUAUUAAUCCUCCUGAUUGCUAAACUUGUCGAAGUCCUCAGUUCACACCACUUCAAUUUCUAUUCUCAGAACCUUGGGAUGCUUAUUAGGUCCAGUGUCAUCACUACCUUGUAUAGGAAAGGCCUCACAUUGUCUUGUUCCUCCAGGCAGGCUCAUGGGGUAGGACAGAUUGUGAAUUAUAUGGCUGUUGAUGCCCAGCAGCUCUCUGACAUGAUGAUGCAGCUUCACUCGGUAUGGACGAUGCCAUUACAAGUUGGUGUGGCGUUAGCCCUUCUAUAUUUUUACAUGGGUGUCUCAAUGUUUGCGGCAUUGAUAGCAGUCAUUGCAGUUUUAAUCUUCAUUCUGGUGCGUACCCGGAGGAACAAUAGAUUACAGUACAGUGUGAUGAUGAACCGCGAUUUGAGGAUGAAGGCAACAACAGAGAUGCUUAACAAUAUGCGUGUGAUCAAGUUUCAAGCAUGGGAGAACUACUUCUAUGAGAGAAUCCGAGGUUUUCGUGAAUUGGAGUAUGGCUGGCUCAGCAAGUUCAUGUACUCGAUUUCUUGCAACUUGGUUGUGCUCUGGAUCACCCCUGUUGUGAUACCAGCUCUUAUAUUUGCGGUUGCAGUUUUGUUGAGAGUCCCUCUUGAUGCUGGGACAGUGUUCACAGCAACAUCAGUAUUAAAAACUCUACAGGAUCCAAUCCGGAACUUUCCACAGGCUCUUAUUUCAAUUUCACAAACAAUGAUCACAUUAGGUAGGUUGGAUAGGUACCUGACAAGUCGCGAUCUUCAAGAUGUAUCGGUGGAGAGAGAGGAAGGCUGUGAUGGUCCUAUUGCAGUGGAGGUGAAAGAUGGGAGUUUUUCGUGGGAUGACGAAGGCAGUGGGGAGGUUCUGAAAGAUGUGAAUCUUGAGAUCGAAAAAGGGGAGCUUGCUGCGAUUGUUGGAACUGUUGGAUCAGGGAAGUCUUCAUUAUUGGCUUCAAUUCUUGGUGAGCUGCACAAAAUUUCAGGCAAGGUCAGAGUUUGUGGGACUACAGCUUACGUGGCACAAUCAUCUUGGAUACAGAAUGCAACUAUUCAAGAAAACAUCUUGUUUGGUUCACCGAUGGAUAGGCAAAGAUACAAGGAAGUGAUAAGAGUUUGUAGCCUGGAGAAGGAUUUGGAAAUUAUGGAUCAUGGAGACCGAACAGAAAUUGGAGAGCGUGGAAUCAACCUUAGUGGUGGUCAGAAGCAGCGAAUACAACUUGCUAGAGCCAUAUAUCAGGACUGUGACAUCUAUCUUCUUGAUGAUAUAUUUAGCGCUGUUGACGCUCAAACUGGAUCAGAAAUUUUCAAGGAAUGUGUGAGAGGAGCACUGAAAGAUAAGACAAUUUUGCUUGUAACCCACCAAGUUGACUUGUUGCCCAAUGCCGAUCUUAUAUUGGUCAUGCGAGAUGGGAAAAUUGUGCAAUCUGGGAGGUAUGAAGAGCUUCUUGAAUAUGGGAUGGAUUUUGCUGAACUUGUGGCUGCCCAUCAAACCUCCAUGGAACUUGUAGAAAUGAACACUACCAUGUCUGUUGACAACCCACAACAAACACCAAAAUCACCUCAUGCCUCCUCAAGCCCAAGGGAACUUACUAGUGAAAAUAGGUCUUUAGACCGAUCAAAGUCUCAAAAAGGAAAUUCAAAACUCAUUGAAGAUGAGGAAAGAGAAACUGGCCAAGUCAGCUUAGAUGUGUACAAACAAUAUUGCACCGAGGCAUUUGGGUGGUGGGGAGUGACAGCUGUGAUACUGAUUUCUUUUCUGUGGCAGUCAUCUCGUAUGGCAAGCGACUACUGGCUAGCAUACGAGACUUCAGAUGAACAAAUUUUCAACCCUUCUCUGUUUAUCAGCAUAUACUCAAUAAUAGCUUUGGUUUCAUGUGUACUGGUGUUAAUUAGAGCAUUCCUUGUAACAUUUUUGGGUCUGAAGACAUCUCAGAUAUUCUUCAAUCAAAUUCUGAACAGCAUCCUGCAUGCUCCAAUGUCAUUCUUUGACACUACUCCCUCAGGAAGAAUAUUAAGUCGUGUGAGUUCUAUUAUCUUCUAUUUUAGUACCUGUAAAUAUUUAUAA